GCACAAGUCAGCAUCUCUCAUCCGCAGGCCUCUCGUCUCCAACUCACGCAGCGCAGCAGCAGCCAGCCAGCCAUGGACGUCAGCGGAGCUGGAGCCACCGGCAAGGUGAAGAAGGGAGCGGCCGGGCGCAAGGCCGGCGGACCCAGGAAGAAGUCGGUGUCGCGGUCCGUGAAGGCCGGACUCCAGUUCCCCGUCGGCCGCAUCGGGCGCUACCUCAAGAAGGGUCGGUACGCGCAGCGCGUCGGCACCGGCGCUCCCGUGUACCUCGCCGCCGUCCUCGAGUACCUCGCCGCCGAGGUGCUUGAGCUCGCCGGAAACGCGGCGAGGGACAACAAGAAGACGCGCAUCAUCCCGCGCCACGUGCUCCUGGCGAUCCGCAACGACGAGGAGCUUGGGAAGCUGCUGGCCGGCGUCACCAUCGCCCACGGCGGCGUUCUCCCCAACAUCAACCCGGUGCUGCUGCCCAAGAAGGUGGCGGAGAAGGCGGCCAGCGGCGGCGCCAAGGAGGCCAAGUCGCCCAAGAAGGGCGCCAAGUCCCCCAAGAAGGCCUAGAGAGGCUCUCCAUUAGUGCUAUGCUGUUGGAUGUUCCUGUUUGGUAGAUCUGUAGAUGGGAUGGCUUCUGAUGUAGUGUACUUACUGUGGCUUUGUGAUCUGUGCAUCUAGCUGGAAGAAGAAUUCAGAAACCAGAGUUUGUUACUUGCAGAGUGUUAUUUGAUGUUUCGUU
Setaria italica (foxtail millet) is the source of this 724-nucleotide messenger RNA. Its product is annotated as histone H2A. The record is from RefSeq and is a predicted model, not a curated record. Gene Ontology annotation, cellular component: nucleosome. The transcript has a single exon. Lineage: Eukaryota; Viridiplantae; Streptophyta; Magnoliopsida; Poales; Poaceae. Gene Ontology annotation, molecular function: protein heterodimerization activity; DNA binding; structural constituent of chromatin. Bases 73 to 552 code for a protein of 159 amino acids.